Molecule: messenger RNA, 1290 nt
Organism: Halichondria panicea
Lineage: Eukaryota; Metazoa; Porifera; Demospongiae; Suberitida; Halichondriidae
Product: 1-deoxyxylulose-5-phosphate synthase YajO-like
Exons: 8
Coding region: 69-1079 (336 amino acids)
Molecular function (GO): oxidoreductase activity
Source: RefSeq, a predicted model, not a curated record
GGGGAAUCACCAUAAUUAAUUUCUAAUCAUCUCAGCAAGUGGAACAGGUCAUCAACAGGAAGACUAGGAUGGAAGAUCCGAAAAUUCCUUACAGAUAUUUGGGCAAUAGUGGUCUCAAAGUGUCUGCAAUAUGCCUGGGGACCAUGACCUUUGGUCAAGAUGGUUCUCGGCCAGGGUGUGAUGAGGCCAGUUCUCAUGCUCUGUUGGAUCGCUUCAUUCUGGAGCUGGGUGGUAAUUUCAUUGAUACAUCAGAUGUGUAUCAGUUUGGAGUGAGCGAGUCCAUCAUUGGACGGUGGAUGGAGAAACACCCUAGUUUGAGAUCAAAAAUCAUUCUGGCUACAAAGGUGUGGGGGCCUAUGGACAAGAACGAUGUGAAUGCACGAGGGCUUUCCCGCCAUCACAUCAUAACAGAGGUAGAGCAGAGCUUGAGUCGACUGCGCACUGACUACAUUGACCUCUACCAGAUCCACUGCUGGGACACAGGUACACCUCUGGAGGAGACAUUGGGGGCGCUCAAUACUCUUGUGCAGACUGGGAAGGUCCACUAUAUUGGAGUGAGCAAUGUCACUGGGUGGCAGUUCCAGAAGAUCAUUGACCUCUCACGGGCAAUGGGGCUCACAAAAAUUGUCAGCAACCAGGCCCAGUACAACUUGCUGUGUAGGUCCACUGAGUGGGAGCUGUUGGAGGUGUGUAAGAUAGAGGGGGUUGCAAUGUUGCCAUGGAGCCCACUGAAAGGUGGCCUCUUAACAGGCAAGUACAAGAGAGGAGAAUCUCCUUCAAGUGACUCUAAUUCCCGUCUUGCAUGGGUGGAGAAGGACAAGGCAACGAGGGCCAACCAGGCAUCCCCUAGUCUCUCAGACUAUGCAGACAAUGAGCAGUACUGGGAGCUCAUUGAAGCCAUGAAGACCAUUGCCACUGUGCACGAUGCUACUGUUUCUCAAGUGGCCAUUGCCUGGUUGCUGGCACAGCCUACCGUGUCGUCAGUGGUAAUUGGCGCACGGACUGUGGAACAGCUAGACGAGAAUAUUGGGUCAGCCACCCUCACACUCUCCAAGGAAGAGGUGCGGCCAAAAUUGUAACAUCACAAUAUCCCUCCCCAAGUUGGAGACACUGAAUGCUAAGAGCCGUGUGCCACCUCCCUACCCUUACGAGAUGGUGACCAGAUUGCAGCGAGGCAGAGAGCACUAGGCGCUACUAGAAACAUUGUUUAAAUGUAUUGGAUUGAAUUUUUUACACUGUUAGAGACAUUUUUUCAUUGUUUAAAUGUAUUGGAUUGAAUUUUUUACACUG